UCGGCUCCCUGGGCACCUCUGUCAGAGCCCCGCCCAGGGCCACGUGGCCCGCCCCAAUAUAAGCAGCUACCAACCUGAGACUGAGAACUCAGUGUCCAGGUCACCCACACCUAUCUGCCUCAUCGCCAUCGCUGUCCUGCAGCCAUGUCCUACCCAGUGACCAGCCAGCCCCAGUGUGCCAGCAGCUGCUACCAGACCCAGCUCAGUGACUGGCACACCGGACUCACAGACUGCUGCAACGACAUGCCUGUCUGUCUGUGCGGCACUUUCGCCCCUCUGUGCCUCGCCUGCCGCAUCUCGGACGACUUUGGGGAGUGCUGCUGCGCGCCCUACCUGCCCGGAGGCCUGCACUCCCUGCGCACCGGCAUGCGGGAGCGCUACCACAUCCAGGGCUCUGUCGGGCACGACUGGGCGGCCCUCACCUUUUGUUUGCCCUGCGCCCUCUGUCAGAUGGCGCGGGAAUUGAAGAUCCGGGAGUAAGGAAGCCCCCCAUCCCUCCUCCUUUUCUACCUGUCGCGCUGGGCCUCCUCUGCCCCUCCGCCCUA
Molecule: messenger RNA, 545 nt
Organism: Prionailurus viverrinus (fishing cat)
Lineage: Eukaryota; Metazoa; Chordata; Mammalia; Carnivora; Felidae
Gene: CNFN
Product: cornifelin
Exons: 4
Coding region: 145-480 (111 amino acids)
Cellular component (GO): cornified envelope
Source: RefSeq, a predicted model, not a curated record